AUGUAAAGGAAAUAGUAAUUCGAAAGUGAUUUCAAUAAUUUCUAAGAAGCAAGCAAAACCUCACUCGAUUAAAUGUUCAAACUACAAGACCUCAAUGAAAAGAAUAAGGAAACCUGUCUCAGAAACGCUAAGACUUUUGAAUUAUUUGCUACUUGUAUGGAAAGACAUGAGGGCAAAAUAGACAACAUAGCUAAGUAUCUCUCUAUGAAGAUGCUCUUUAUCGAAAAAUAAGCAUUAGAAUGCUACAAGGGAAACACAAAUGAUCGAGAAUUCGAAAGAUGCCAUCAAAGAGUCGAAUAGCAGCUUCACGAUGUUUACAGUGAAUACUACUAAGGCUUACUUAACCUUUGA
Molecule: messenger RNA, 351 nt
Organism: Paramecium tetraurelia
Lineage: Eukaryota; Ciliophora; Oligohymenophorea; Peniculida; Parameciidae
Exons: 2
Source: RefSeq, a predicted model, not a curated record